AUGGAUUACCAAACAAAAGUAUAUGGUGGAAACUCGAAUGGUGAUCCUUCUGAAAAAAUCGUUAUAAAAAGUAAUGGCGAAGCUGAAAGCCUGCGGGGUGGUUUUUCUCCGCCGUUAUUAGGAGAAGAGAAGAGGAAAGGAUUAUCCGAGUCGAAAUUUCAGCGUGCAUUUAAAAGUCCCGUUAUGUCAGAACCAUCAGCUGCUUUAGCACAUCAUGUUGGUCACAAAUUCCACGAGGUGUUUCAACUGAAACAAGGACACUACAUGGAUCUCCCCGCUUCCAAAAUCUCGGAGAUGAUGAAAUCAAACAACUUGGAUAACGCGCCAACUCAGUCACUUCUGAGUGUUGUGAAUGGAAUUCUUGAUGAAAGUGUUGAGAGAAAGAACAGUGAAAUACCUCAUCGCGUGGCAUGCUUGUUGCGAAAGGUUGUGCAGGAGAUCGAAAGGCGUAUCUCCACUCAAGCGGAGCACUUGAGAACUCAAAACAACCUUUUCAAGGCUCGUGAAGAGAAAUACCAAUCUAGAAUUAGAGUACUUGAAGCUCUUGCAUCUGGGACUAAUGAAGAAAGUGAGAUUGUUUUGAAUCAGCUUCAGAGAAUGAAGAAUGAGAAGACCAAUAGGGAAGAAAAGAAGCAAGUUGAGGAUGAGAACUUAAGCAGGUUGAUGAAAGAGAAGGAUCAAAGCAAUCUGGAAAUUUCAGCAUUAAAGCAAGAGUUGGAAACAACCAUGAAGAGUUAUGAAAUGCGUUGCUUAGAACACGAAAAAGAUGCAAAGGAUGUUAAAUCUGUGCUUGAAGAAAGGUUACAAGAACUUGAGCUCCUCUUGGCAGAUUUAAAGAACAAGGUGCUAGAGCUAGAGUCAUAUUCUGAGACGAAAUGCCAAAGUUGGAGCAAAAAAGAGAACACCUACCAAAGCUUUAUGGAAAUUCAGUUUGGUGCAUUGCGAGAGUUGAGAUUAUCUUCGGACUCAAUCAAGCAAGAAAUUAUUAAAGCAAAAGAGAGCUAUGCUGAGGAAUUUAGUAGCUUAGGAGUCAAGCUUAAAGCAUUGUCUGACGCAGCUCAGAACUACCAUUCGCUUCUUGCCGAAAACCGGAAGAUGUUCAAUGAACUUCAGGAGUUAAGGGGAAACAUUAGAGUAUAUUGUCGGAUAAGGCCAUUCUUACCAGGAAAAAAAGAAAAAAAGACAACCGUAGAACGUAUUGAUGAAAAUGGGGAGUUGAUAAUUGCAAAUCCCUCCAAAGCAGGGAAAGAAGGUCAGCGGUUGUUCAAAUUUAACAAGGUCUUUGGUCCAUCUUCAACUCAAGCGGAGGUAUUUUCUGAUAUACAGCCAUUGAUACGGUCCGUUCUUGAUGGAUAUAAUGUGUGCAUAUUAGCUUAUGGUCAAACUGGUUCAGGGAAGACAUACACAAUGACGGGUCCCAAUGCUGCAUCCAAAGACAAUUGGGGAGUAAAUUACCGAGCGUUGAAUGAUCUAUUUGCAAUCUCUCAGAAUAGAAGAAGCUCCAUAACAUAUGAAAUUGGUGUCCAAAUGGUUGAAAUAUACAAUGAGCAAGUGAGGGAUUUGCUAUCAAGUGAUGGUUCUCAGAAAAAACUUGGGAUUUUGACCCAGUCUCAACCCAAUGGGUUAGCUAUACCUGAUGCCAGCAUGCACCCUGUGAAAUCAACCUCAGAUGUCAUAGAAUUGAUGGAUAUUGGAUUAAAGAACAGGUCUGUUGGCGCCACUGCACUUAACGAAAGAAGUAGCCGUUCGCAUAGUUGCGUCACUGUGCAUGUUCGCGGGUUGGAUUUGAAGACUGGCGCUGCUUUUCUUGGUAAUCUGCAUCUGGUAGAUCUUGCAGGAAGCGAAAGAGUAGAUCGAUCAGAAGUAACUGGUGAUAGACUCAAGGAAGCACAGCACAUAAACAAAUCACUAUCUGCUCUUGGAGAUGUCAUUUUCUCUCUAGCACAAAAGAGUCCUCACGUUCCAUACAGAAAUAGCAAGCUCACUCAAGUUCUACAAAGCUCUCUAGGUGGACAGGCAAAAGCACUAAUGUUUGUGCAGCUUAAUCCUGAUGUGAAUUCGUAUUCCGAAACUUUAAGUACUUUGAGGUUUGCUGAAAGGGUCUCUGGAGUUGAGCUGGGUGCUGCAAAGAGCAAUAAAGAGGGAAGAGAUGUUAGGGAAUUAGUGGAGCAGGUGGCUUCUCUAAAGAACACCAUUGCAAAAAAGGAUGAAGAGAUUGAGAGACUGCAAUUGCUUAAAGAUCUUAAAAACGUGUAUCCUGCAACCGAUGGCGAAAGACGUGGAUCAGGCUCGUUGUUAAGGUACGGUUCUGCAUCUUCAAGCAGAGAAUCUAUAGUAGGAUCUCCUCAGAAAAGCCAAAAGCCGUCAAGCAGCGAAGGCUUAGGACUCACUGAGAAAGCAGGUUCUGAGCACGACAACUCUGCGGAGUACAGUGAUAAGCACUAUUCCGAAGAAGCUGAUUCCCAGCAGUCAAAGGAGGAGGAUGAUGAGGACACUAAACACCAAAAUGACAUAGGUCAGAACAUUCCUACAGAUGAUCAUGAUCAUGAGAUAUUAAGAUUUGAAGAUGAUGCAGAUACUGAGGAGAGAUUAAGUGACAUUUCUGAUGGUGGUCUUUCUGUGGGAACAGAAUUAACUGAUGGCUCCGCAGAGAAUGCUAUUUUCGCGGAUGGAGGCACAAGGUCUAAUAACUCUGAUAAGCCCGGGACUGUGUCGAAAAUUUCUCGACCCUCUCGGAAACCUGAGCAAACUACGUCGAGUACUUCCUCAUUGUCAAAAGGCAUCUCCAAGGUUUCAUCAAGUAUGAAGAGAACUCCUAGUGCCAGCUCUCUUUCAGUGAAGCCUCCUAGUAAAAGAUGGCAGUAA
Molecule: messenger RNA, 2865 nt
Organism: Morus notabilis
Lineage: Eukaryota; Viridiplantae; Streptophyta; Magnoliopsida; Rosales; Moraceae
Product: kinesin-like protein KIN-14K
Exons: 18
Coding region: 1-2865 (954 amino acids)
Biological process (GO): microtubule-based movement
Molecular function (GO): microtubule motor activity; ATP binding; microtubule binding
Source: RefSeq, a predicted model, not a curated record